AUCUAAGCUCCAAACAAACCUAACAGAGAAAGAAAAAAAAAAAGAUGAAGAAAUCGUGCAUUCUAUGGAUUGCGCUAAUUUUCGUAUCUUUAUGCCAUGCAUCCGAUGACUUUGUAUCGCCGUCACAUCCGCCGGUCUCAUCUCCAUCAAUGGCACCAUCAAACUCCGACUGUUCCACCGUUAUUUACAGCAUGAUGGAUUGUCUUUCAUUCUUGACCGUUGGAUCAACAGAUCUUAGUCCGACCAAAACAUGUUGUAAUGGGGUGGAAACUGUUCUAGAAUAUAACUCUAGUUGUCUUUGCAUUGGUUUAGAGAGCAGUCGUGAAAUGGGAUUUGAAUUAAUUAAUAGCAGAACUCUUGCUAUGCCUUCUAUUUGCAACAUCCCCAUUGAUCCUCAUUGUGAUAUUGCAUCAAAUCCUGUUACGUCAACACCAACUACAUCUAUAGUUUAUCCUUCGUCAAAGCAACCUACAGCUUCACCAUCUGCCACUUCAUCGCCGCCAACGAUUAUCGUUUCGUCACCGACCGUUGCACCUUCAGUACCGACAUUUAGUCAUCCAUCACCGGCUAACACCGCUUCAACACCGAUUACAACUCACUCGUCUUUAGCUAUUACUGCUCCGUCACCAGCAAUGACUGCUCUGUCACCAUCACCAUCUACAUCUAGUACCAUAAACAUGUUGGUAUCCAAACAAUUUUUAGCCGGCGUGAUAAUAUCUUCUUUUGCGCACAUCUUAGCUUAGCUUCCUUUUAAUACGAAAUCUUAGCUUAGCUUCUUUUUCUGGAGAAAUAAUUUAUUUUAUCGUUGUAUCGAUUUGAGCUUUGAAGACCGAAUAACGAUUUAGAUUGUUGUUUUUAUUUGCUUCAUCUAAUUCCUUGUUCUACAAGAAA
This is a messenger RNA of Thlaspi arvense, 891 nucleotides long. The record is from the annotation of a GenBank genome assembly. NCBI's taxonomy places the organism in Eukaryota, Viridiplantae, Streptophyta, Magnoliopsida, Brassicales, Brassicaceae.